Molecule: messenger RNA, 162 nt
Organism: Letharia lupina
Lineage: Eukaryota; Fungi; Ascomycota; Lecanoromycetes; Lecanorales; Parmeliaceae
Exons: 2
Coding region: 1-162 (53 amino acids)
Source: RefSeq, a predicted model, not a curated record
AUGACUGACCAAGAACUUUCGUGCAUGUAUUUGCGAAAUCGUAUGAAUCUGGCUCGAGGUGACCGUUCCUGCUUUGGAGGACCCCACUUAUAUGACUACACUUUGAAAGACGCUGCUCUAGAUGCGAAUGUCACGUUUGUUAUCUUCACCUUCGCAGAGUGA